UGUUUCCCGACAGAUGUCUGGCGAGGGUGCGCAGUUUCAAUCAGAGAAGGUAUAGACAGCCGAUGAAUAGCCUACAGGUUAUUUUUGAGAGAACAUACCAUUACGUGGAUAUUUGUUACGCAAACAACCUUCAUACAUUUUUUAAACCUUAGUCAUACAUUUUUAAAAAAUAAAAUGGAGUAUCACAACAGAACAGAAAUGAACGAAAUGUGCAAUGGUAAAACUGUCACAGAGAUUCACAACUCCUUCGGAGAUUUCUCAAUCAAGGCCAAAAAACACGCAUUCCAGGACAAUCAAGAGGGGUCUCGCAAGGAAGACGAAGACGCAUAUAGGCUGCCAGCGCUGGAGGCUGCCUACACCACCAUUCUCCAGGAGCUGGGAGAAGACACCGACCGCCAGGGUCUUCUCCAGACCCCGCACCGCGCAGCGAAAGCCAUGCAGUUUCUCACCAAAGGCUACCACGAGAACAUCUAUGACAUCCUGAAUGAUGCCAUAUUUGACGAACACCAUAAUGAGAUGGUUAUCGUGAAGGACAUUGAUAUGUUCUCCCUGUGUGAGCAUCACCUGGUGCCCUUCUUUGGAAAGGUUCACAUUGGGUACCUGCCCAAUCAAAAAGUGGUGGGUCUGAGCAAACUAGCAAGAAUUGUUGAGAUAUACAGCCGGCGACUUCAAGUCCAGGAGCGACUGACCAAGCAGAUCGCCACGGCCAUCUCAGACGCACUGCAGCCGGCUGGGGUGGCUGUUAUCAUAGAGGCAGUACACAUGUGCAUGGUCAUGCGGGGUGUACAGAAGAUGAACAGCCGCACAGUCACCAGCACCAUGCUGGGAGUGUUCCGAGAAGAUCCCAAAACUCGUGAGGAGUUUCUGGCCCUGGCCAAGGACCGCUGAACCAAUCUCAGCUUCUCCUGAAUACUGCCCUCUACUGGCAAAUCCAGAUAAUGCAAGC
Molecule: messenger RNA, 946 nt
Organism: Anguilla anguilla (European eel)
Lineage: Eukaryota; Metazoa; Chordata; Actinopteri; Anguilliformes; Anguillidae
Product: GTP cyclohydrolase 1-like
Exons: 6
Coding region: 175-888 (237 amino acids)
Biological process (GO): tetrahydrobiopterin biosynthetic process; tetrahydrofolate biosynthetic process
Cellular component (GO): cytoplasm
Molecular function (GO): zinc ion binding; GTP binding; GTP cyclohydrolase I activity
Source: RefSeq, a predicted model, not a curated record